Fusarium oxysporum Fo47 is the source of this 2586-nucleotide messenger RNA. RefSeq lists its product as uncharacterized. The record is from RefSeq and is a predicted model, not a curated record. NCBI's taxonomy places the organism in Eukaryota, Fungi, Ascomycota, Sordariomycetes, Hypocreales, Nectriaceae. The coding region runs from base 425 to 2419 and encodes 664 amino acids. Gene Ontology annotation, cellular component: nucleus. The transcript is spliced from 2 exons.
GGUCUUGUCCUGCCUGUCAUUGCUUUACCUGGGCUGCUCUUGCCUUUCUUGUUGUUGCUCUUUGUGCUCGGGUCCCAUUCUUUCCUUCUUUCCUUUCUUCUCUCGUCUUCCAUCCAAUCCAAUCUGAUAACUUACAACCUCCCACCAACACUCACCCACUAUGAUCUUCUAAGCUUUACACUGUCGCUCUCAACAAUAACAACUCUUGAUCUUUUCCUCUCAAUAAAUGAGAGCGCAAAUACUCACAUUUUAAUUCCUUUCUUUCUGUACUCUGGCGCGCUAUAAACAUCAAUCGGCAACUGUUAUAAUAACCCACUGCGCUUGUGUCGCACAAUCGCAUUACAUUCCACCACUCCCGAGACAUAAAGCAACAACCCGACUUGUCCGUCCUCUUUUUGCGGAGGGGCAUAAUAAUUAGAACAAGAUGCCUACAAUCAACGCUCUUCGAUCAUUCGAACCUCCUCCUAUUCCAUCUCUUCCCGAUUUUGAGCGUCGUCGUUCCACAACGUCGACGCUCUCCAACAACAACAACUCCGAUUCUGUCACCUCAUCUCUGCGGGGUCUUCAAUCACCACCCAAAAGUAGCAGAUCAAACCGCCCCAAGAGUGCUAAAUUCUCAUCAUACCGCCUGCGCAGCAAUUCAGGCCUUUCACUUCACACCAAUGAGGACAUUCUGAGACAAUAUACCGACUACCACCCUGAUGGCACACCGCGUGCCGGCAUGUAUAGCAACGGGCUGGGGCAGUGGUCAGGUGAGAGAUUGAGGAGCAUUGACUCUGUUACAUCGUCCAGAAGUCAAAGAUCUAGUAUCGCUUUCACUGAGUCGGAUGGUUCCGGCGAGUUGCCUAUUCCUGAUCUCGUUGGACGUGAGAUGUUUGAUAUGGUCAUGGCCGAUCAUGCUGCUAGUGGUCAAUUAUGGAGAUUCGCCGCCAGUCGAGGACUUGGUCAGAAUGUUGACUACCUCAUGAAGAUUCGCGACUAUAUUCAAUCCCUGGAGCAGGUUGUCAUUCAACUCUCGACAAUAUCAACUUCGUAUACAUCCAUCACCGCAACAUCACCAAUUAAUCUGCCCUCCCCUAUGUCCAAGGCUCUCAACACCAACAUCAAGCAUCUCACAACAUCACUUAUUCCCAGCCUGGAAAACAUGUUUCUCGAAUCUAAAACCUAUAUCGAACAACGCAUCGUCAGAGAAAUCUUCCCCGAUUUUGUCAAACAGCAACUAUCUCAGUGUACUAGUCUGGCUCUCUCCCUCGACGCAGAAGGUGACUCACCACCAAACCCUUACCCGGGCCUUAAGGGAUCAUUCUGUCUAAGUGAUCCGUCGCGAUCCGGAAACCCUAUUGUCUUUGCUUCCGAUGAGUUUGAGGAACUGACAGGAUAUUCACGAAGUGAGGUUUUGGCACACAAUUGCCGCUUCCUUCAGGGGCCACAAACUGACCGAGACGGAAUUGCCAAGAUGCGCUCCGCAAUCUGGCGCAACGAGGAGUGUACGGAAUUGCUCCUCAACUUUCGGAAAGAUGGAACGCCGUUCUGGAACCUUCUUUUCCUGUGCCCUCUUCUCGACACCGCUGGUAAAACAAAGUUCUUUAUGGGCGCCCAAAUCGACGUGUCGUCCUCGCUGCACGACACUCAUGAUGUUCUGAAAGUUUUGUCGUACGGUGCUGCAGAGGAAGACAAGACACCCGAACGGAGCAACUCUCGCUGGGCUAGCGACGGAUCUCAAGGCGAGCCUGAGGCGGAGGAAGCCCUGAGUGUCAAGAACAACCAAUACAAGACAACAAAGAUGUCUGGAUUCUUCAAAGCAUUCAAAAAGCCGCCUCCUCCUCCUCUGUCGCCACCAUUGAGCCCACGCCGUAGCUCGGAUAGACCCCGGUCAUCAGCUGGACCCACGAUACUUGACAAGACCUACAGCACACGAAACGUUAUCAGGAGAUUUUCUAAUCAGCCAGAAAUGCUCAUGACAACAUACGCCCGAUAUAUGAUUCUUGAGCACGUUCCUUCAUACCCAGCAUCUUUGGGCGCAAUGCCUCUCGAUCAGGAGAUGAAGUAUCCACCCAAGUUGUGUGUGUCUUUCUACUCUAAAGAGAUGCUCGAUGCUCUUGAUCUGGGCAUGUCGGCGGAGGCUAUCAUUGGCAAAGAUAUAUUUGACAUUUUCACUGAGCAAUCUACACUGCCAUCAGUUACCAAGGCAUUCAAGUCGACAGUCCGAGAUCUGGUUGUCCGCGAUGGAAAAUCCGUGUCAUUGGAUCUUGCACUUGCAAACCACAUCCCUCGCCGUGCCAAUAUGACAAGAACGUUGAGUGGUGACAGCGGGGAAACAUCACCGAAGAAGCCAGCCAAGAUGAUGAGCCACUGGACACCUCUCAAAGAUACUGAAGGAUAUGUCAAGUACGUGGCAAUGAUUGUGUCGCCAAUUUAAAUACGUGAUGAAUGGAAAGACGAAAUGAUGGUAUAAUAUGCGGGCGUUGGAUGAAGAUUUGCUUUUUGUAUUGUAUCAGGGGAUGUUUGAAGCUUAUUUAUACCUGUAUGUACUCUUAACGACCAAGAGAAUGAAGUUACGACUAUAAUUACUACAAUGAAUUGUUU